Messenger RNA from Lactuca saligna, 342 nucleotides. The record is from the annotation of a GenBank genome assembly. NCBI's taxonomy places the organism in Eukaryota, Viridiplantae, Streptophyta, Magnoliopsida, Asterales, Asteraceae.
AUGGAGUCUCAUCCAUGCAAGGAUGGCGCACAUCAAUGGAAGAUGCUCAUGCUGCUUUACUUGACUUGGACAACUCCACAUCUUUCUUUGGCGUUUAUGAUGGCCAUGGAGCAACUCCUGAAGCAGGAAGCUUAUGCUGCUGGUGAUAUUGGAACUGCUGCCCAGAAAUCUUUUCUCAGAAUGGAUGAGAUGAUGUGUGGACAACAUGGCUGGAGAGAGUUGGCUAUAUUGGGAAAUAAAAUGGAUCAAUUCAGUGGCAUGAUAGAGGGACUAAUUUGGUCACCAAAGGGUAACGAUUUAAAAGGUCUAAAUGAUAAUUGGUCUACUGAUAUUGGGAAAUAA